AUGCCUAUCCCGACCGCCGAAAUCUUGGACAAGGAGCGUCAGAACAACACGCAUGCGACAGCCUCCGCUAGCUCCUCGGCCGAAUCAAACAAUGGAAAUAACGGCCUUGGAUCUGAAUCAAGCACUGCCGAUGAUUCAUCACGACUUUCACAACUCGUCGAGGGGGAUCAGGCGCUGAGCAGAGAGGAGGCCGAUCGCCUAUACGAGGAGCGCAUGGAGGAGGAAUAUGCAAAGAGAGAAGGCGGUGCAUAG
This is a messenger RNA of Penicillium manginii, 252 nucleotides long. RefSeq lists its product as uncharacterized. The record is from RefSeq and is a predicted model, not a curated record. The transcript has a single exon. NCBI's taxonomy places the organism in Eukaryota, Fungi, Ascomycota, Eurotiomycetes, Eurotiales, Aspergillaceae. Bases 1 to 252 code for a protein of 83 amino acids.